Messenger RNA from Kockovaella imperatae, 480 nucleotides. RefSeq lists its product as hypothetical. The transcript is spliced from 3 exons. Lineage: Eukaryota; Fungi; Basidiomycota; Tremellomycetes; Tremellales; Cuniculitremaceae. The record is from RefSeq and is a predicted model, not a curated record. The coding region runs from base 1 to 480 and encodes 159 amino acids.
AUGAUUUCUGAUCCCUCUAUACUCGACGAUACAAGCCGACCGCCCCCUCCGGGGUCCUACGCUUUCCCCCUCGUGCUCGUCAUAAUCAUCUGCGCCGGAUUCCUCGCCUACAGACGAAGACAGCGCGCUGAGACGUUCGCCAGAGACACAAGCUACACGACACGGUCUGCGCUGCGGCUUUCUACAGAAGAGGGGCCUUCCGCCCACUCCUUCCUCGUGAACAACGCUUCGACCGACUCCCUUCCCUCGCAUGCCCUCGCCGAUCUGCCUACUCUGCCGCAGGUGCACGAUGGCCUGCCGCCAGGGUCCAGAGGUCCGGAGGCUAGGCUCCACUCACGCUCUCCAGACCAAGUUUCAGCUCAGAAGUCAUCCACGAGGCGAUCCAUCCGGGUCAGGCCUCCAAUAGAGGACGACAGUGACAGCGAAGGCGAAUCCCACGAACCUGCUCAUGGCCCACGCCAGACAUUUAGCAUAGAAUAG